Pomacea canaliculata is the source of this 12589-nucleotide messenger RNA. RefSeq names its product catenin alpha-1-like. Gene Ontology annotation, molecular function: cadherin binding; beta-catenin binding; actin filament binding. Gene Ontology annotation, biological process: cell-cell adhesion; cell migration. The coding region runs from base 8461 to 12420 and encodes 1319 amino acids. Gene Ontology annotation, cellular component: catenin complex; adherens junction. The transcript is spliced from 24 exons. The record is from RefSeq and is a predicted model, not a curated record. Lineage: Eukaryota; Metazoa; Mollusca; Gastropoda; Architaenioglossa; Ampullariidae.
GCUCCGAAACGUCCGUCGGCAAAACGUCCGCACACGGGGUAAACCAUAGUAUACUUGAUUAAAUUAAACACUAAAUCUCACUUUGUUCUUGUCUAUACAGAAAUAGCACUUAGUCUGGGAUUAGACAUAUUAGGCAUUACUUCUCAAGAUUGCUAUGCUAGUCAAGCAUCAUACUUAAACUGCCUUACUUAAAGUCACCUUCGUGCAAGUUAAACAAUGUAAAUAGAAGACUACAUCUUUCUCUUAGCAGGAUUCUUCAAUCUUCUCCCCUUUGCCCUGUGAGAGGAAGUGUCCAGGCAUUUUUGACAUCACUUAAGUCCAAAUCAAAACAUUUUAUGAACAGUUUAUUAUUUAACAAAAGAAUACUCAAAAGGAAAUAAAACUAUUUUUCUUAAAUAUUUGUUACAAGGAUCAUAAAGUGCUCAAAGUUACUGUAUAUGCACAAUAGAUGAUGACAGAAUCUCCUGGGUUAAAUACUGAUACAAUAUUAAAAUGCUAAAUUUUAUCAGGAACGAAAUCAAAUAUCUGCAAAAAAAAUCUUUUUUAGUAUAGCCACAUGUGAGUGGUGCCUUGACAGGCUAGAAGAUCAUAAUUCAUAUAAUUGCUUUACAAACAUAAGAGAACACCUUGUCAUAUCUCACAUCCUAUUUUUACUUAAUAAAUAAAUUGUAACACAAUAAUGCAGUUUUAUUUUUUUAAGUGUAGGGUAAAUUGUUUAUGUGUCAUGGUCUGUGCAGGGUCAGCAGGCUUUGUUACCGUUUCGUACAGAGGCAGAUAUUCUCCCCUGCAGUAUAUUUACUGGAGGCUCAGAUAUUGCCUCAUUUUUCUCGUAGCUAAAUGCCUGCAAUCAUUUUCUCCCAGACCCUAAGUGUAUAUUCAUUUCUAUUACCAGCUUGGCCUUCUUUAUCUGUUGCUCUAUAGCAGUGUACAUUUUUUUUCCUCUGAAACAUUUGUGUACAGCAGCUGCAUUGAAAAUUAAAACAAAACACAUGGGUUGUUUUAGUGUGAUAUUUAAAAGGAGUUAACUAGUUUACUGCUAACCACCUAGUCAUUACCUCUGUAUUUAUGAUGCUCUCCUUCUUUAAUACUAUUUUUUUCAAUGCACAUCGCAAUUUUUUUUUUAAGUUCUAAUCAUAAUUUCACAAUUUGAAAUUUUUAAAUGUGUAAAAAUUAUGUCUAUCAUUAUCCUAUGUUUGUGUUUGUUUUAAUCAUUGCUUUAUUCAGUAUGGUGAGAGCUCUAACUGGAUCCAACAAGAAUUGUCAAAGCAAGUCAUAAUCAAAUUAUUUUUUUCCCUUCUUUUUGCAGCAUACUAGUUUUAUUUCAGUCUGUAAGAUCUUUAAAUAUGUUUGAACACAAAAUUAUAGUGAGUGUGCAUCUUUGAAACACCCUGUUUUGUAAUGUUUUUUUUUCCCUUGAGCUUACUAUAAAGUGGUAAGUUUAGAUUAGCACAAAGCUCUCAUUCCAUACAAAACUAUACAUCAGCAGCAAUUUUCAUAGAUUUCUAUUUUUUUUAAAUGUGCAUUGAAUGCAUAAGAAAAUAAUACUUUGUACUUUUUAUAUCUUGUAAUAUUGAUCAUAAGCUUUUAAAUUAUCAUAUUGGCCAAUUUUUAUUUGUGAAAUUCCAUAGUUUUCAUAGCCAAAUUUCACCAUGUUUGCUUCUUGGGUUAAUUAUUUUUUUAUUAUUUGCAGACAUUUAUUUUUUCUUGCUGUUUUGAAUAAUAUAUUCACAGAUAGAAGAGUCCUUUGAAAAAUCGAUGAUUUUGCUGCAUUAUAUGAAUGUAUCAUUUGUAAACUAGAUGACCAAUGCUAACAGCUGAGUAUCAAUAAUAUUUUUUUAGAAGACCAUCAGUGCUCACACACUUCUAUGCCUGUCUCACUUUCAGAGGUGCACUUGAGAAAACAAAUGCAAUUGCUCACAGUGAUUCCUAGUCACGACCUAGAGUCUAAGAAACUUUAAAGUGCUUGUAUGUAUUUGGCUGUUUGAACUGUCUUUUUUGUAAGCAGUGUCCUGUAAAGUGGGAGAUUCACCAGCGAAUGGCUUUUGUUGCACAUGUGCUGCUGCUUUGCUUCAUGUGAUCGCCUAUGCAUACAUUCAUAUGUGCAAGUGCACAGACAUGAGAAGUUUCUUUCUCCCAUUGAGCUGAUUGCAGCUAUAGUCAGCAUUUUCCUGAACAUGCUGAAGAUAGCUAGCUGUGCACUUCUGACUGUCCCAUUUAUACAUAUAUCCUCUUAAAAGCAUUUAUCUUUAGUUAAGUGGUGGAUUUGUUUUAUUAGAAAAAAGGGUGGAAGAAAACAAUGUCACCAAAGUAAAUUAUGAUCAGCUUUCUUUCUUUUUCCUUUUUUAUUUUAGAGAGUUUGUGAUAGCUCAUAUUCAAAACAUGAUGAGAUAGUUUAGAAUUUGAGCUAAUGCAUUUUAAAGGUUAUUCAUAAUGCACACAUUUUGUGUGUGUGUGCUCGCGCUCUCGUUUGGUGCUAAAAGUAAGCCUUACAUAAGAAGAAUUAUGGGGAUAUCAUCAAAAGGGUUUCCCCACUGCUGCAUUUGUCUAAGCUUCACUUUGGGAUUGUAGUAAUUUACCAUCACUCUCACAAAGUGCAAAUGUCACGUUUGUAGUUCUCUCACAAGAGUGCUACUGUGUGGUCUCAAGGCCAACAUGGAUUUCCUGGUUGUGAAUGAACAAACUAACCUUUAUGCAUAUGGAAUAUCUGUGCAUUUGACUGACAUGCUCACAAUUAUUCUAGCUCAUAAUAUUGUCUCUUGAAUAUGUUACAGUGGGAUUACAGUAAGAUUAUUUUUUUCUAAAAAUUUUGGAUGCUAAAAAGUUGUUUCAUACAUUUUGUUGGAAUUGCUUUUGGUAGGAGUCUGAGUUGUGCUACAAAUGUUUAUUCUGGUAACAUAUGAUUGUCAUUGGUAAAGAUAUAGGUAUUCCAUCACAGAUAAAAACUUAUACCUGUGGCUUGUCUUUGAAGUUAUGAUUCCUAAUCUCUUGGAUACAAUGAACUUCAUGCUGCAGCCUCAGUCUGUGUUAACUGUCUCUGACCAGUCAUGUAUCACAUCACAUUAUCAAUGCCCUUUGAUAUGGUAGUGGUCUAAAUUGCACAGUAAAUACCCUAGUACAAAUAUGUUAGUGAUUCUUUGCUCUUUAUCCUUGGAAUGACAACAUUAUAAAGAACCAAAUCUGAUUUCCACAGUCAGCAUAAACAUGUGAUCUUUCAGCUUUUCUAUCAAAGUUGGGGUAUGUUUGCAAUGCAAUUGUCAUCUUGCCAUGGAUUUAAUGCUGGUCACCUCUGCUCACAUUCCCUUUCUGCCGUAAUUAUUUUUCUAUUCUACAAGUCUAGAUUGCAGUUUAAUGAGCAUCAGAAAAUGGUGGUGAAAAUACAUUUCAUAACUUUGGGUUUAAUUUUCUCAUGAUCUAAAGGAACCCUUUGUCAAUUUUUCUCUUUCCUUAUCAACUUAAAUUUAACCAUGAUAUAUGACUGCACAUUACUGAAGGUUGUUUUGGAGAUGGAUGUUUGUGUUGGUUAUAUUAAACUGUGUGUUGUAGUACUAAAUUGUAUAAAACAGCAUUAACUGUAUUUUAGCAUUACACAAGAGAUCAAGAUAUUGUUGUAAGAGAGACAAAACAUUAGCUUGAAGAUGUGCUGCAAUGAGCUGCAUGAAAGGUGUGGAGGUCUUUCACUAGCAAGAAAGCUUAUGAAGUAUUGGUACUUUUGCAUCUUGCUUUUUUAGGUGACUAAAGGAGUUUAAUAAAGAGAUAUAAUACUUUAUUAAUUUGAUGAAAUAGUAUUUUGUGAUUAUUUCUUUUCCCCUUAUGAAAAGUUUCAAAAUUUUGGCUUGGACCAUCUCUUGAUCUCAUUUAAAUGCUUUUAUUUCUGUGAGCAAAAUAAACCAGAUGUCUGGUCUAGUGAGAAUUCAUUUACUUUGUAUAUCUUUCUCUCCUAAUGCUUGUACUUUUUCUACUUUACAUGAGGAACUUAAUUGCAGGAAGCGUUCAGUAUUUUCAGGUGUUUAUUUUUAAGAAUAACCUCAAAAGUAAAUGUGUUAAUUGAAGAUAUAAUGAAACAAGAAAACAUUAAGGCUGGAAAGAGUUCGUGUUAUAUUAUUUCUUACAUAUUAAAAAAAGCAUGCAAAUGCAAAAAUAAACUUAUGCAAUAAAUAUUGAUGUCUUUUUAUGACAUUGUAACGGAGUAGCAUAUUUUCAAAGACCUCGGGGAAAAUUUUUUGAGAUGAGAUGCAGAUUAUUGCUUACUCUGGUUUUAUUUAAUUUAUUGCUGCUUGACAGUGACUAAAAAAAUAUUGUGCCUCCUGUCAUAUCAUUCCAGUCUCUACUGUUGUCUCUGAGUUGUGCUGUAGAGCACAUUUUUUGUUUGUUUGUUUUUUUGUGUUUUUUUUGUUUUGUUUUGUUUUGAUGAUGAUGAUGAUGAUGAUGAUAUGGCACAUUAUCUUUUGCCUUAGGAUAUAAUGCAAAUUAACAACUUUUUUCUUGAGCUCAAUGGUCACAACUAAUGUCACUGACACAUCAGAUGCAUUACGUUUUUUGUGUAUGUGUUAAACCUUUCAAAAGCAAUUCCAAAAUUUCAAAGUGUUUUUUAGGACUGUGCCAUACUAACAAUGAAUCAGGGCAUGCUGAUGCUUCACCUCAAUGUAUUUUUGGAGACAAGUUCUUCAUGCUCAUGCAUGCUGGUUUGCUUAUGACUAUGCAUACUAGAACACCUAUUGGAAGGUAUUAAAACAUUCUGCCAUUUUUUAAAACAUAAUACUUCGGUAGUAGACAUCAUUUAUUUGUAUGCAUUACUUUGUAUUGAAGAUGACACUUUAUACUGUGCCACUUUGUAUUGCAUCAGCUGGGAUACACCUUUUUAUUAUUACUAUUGUUUUUAAUUAGACAAAGAUGGCCUUGAGAACUUGUUUCAGUCACAGGUGAACUGAAAUGUCUUAGUAUGUGCUUUCACUGUUUUGACACAAUACUACUGUGAUUUAAGUGUUUAUGAAGUUGUGUGUGCUGCUGUGUAAAAAUGUUGCAGUUACAAUGCUUGUUCUCCUGAUAUUACAGAUUCAUACACUUGUUGAUAAGUGAAGCCACUUUUUCCCUUUGUUUCUUAUGCUCCUUACCAUAAAAGUAGUCCACUAAAUAGUACACUAACAAAAACUAUAUCAGAUAAACCGCAUAGAUACUUGUGAAGGAAAUUAACUGAAUUGUUUAUGUUUUAGUGCUUUUUUUUUUUUUUUGAAGGGUUGAAUUCUACUUUGGAUUAUUUAGUUUUAACACUGAAAAAUUUUCAAAACCAUGUAAUUUUGUCCUUUUUUUUUUGAAAGACCUUUUGAACUGGAUAACUCUGGGACCAGGGUUACUUGGGACCUCUGAUAAAGAUUGUUUUUCCUUUUCUCUUUGUGCAGAUAUGUGGUAGCAGUUAGCUUUUUCCCCUUUGUCACAGAAACAACAUUUGUUCUUUUCUUAAUCAUCCUAAAAUGAGAACUAAUGUAUGCUAUAUUACACCUCAUUUGAGGUGUCUUGAUACCAUUGUGUGUAUUUCUAUUUGACAGUGCAAAUUUAUGCUGCUGAUGUGACUGUUAAAAAGUGUGAUAGUUCUUUUGAAAUUUAAAGUUGAAAGAGUCACCCUUUGCUUUUGAAUUUACUGAAACCUACUGAUAUUUAUUCUUUCAUAUGUUUAGAAAACAUUUGUUAACAACCAGUUACUCUAUAUCUGAAAUAAAUCAAACAGGGGAUGAAGUAUCCAUUUGCUUGCAUCCUAAAUUGCAUUCAACCUUUACUGGUUUCUAGGAAACAAAAAUUAUUACCAUUUGUGUAGACCAUGCACGAAGAUGUUUGUUGGGAAUACAAUGAAAAGUGUGAACUACUUUGUCAAAUUUAUGCUAAUCAUUUGUCAACAUAAUACAUAAGCUUAACAUCCAUUUUUCUUUUGUCGCACAAAAGUGCAUGUACAGUAAAACCAAAGUACUCAUUCUUUCAUAAUACAGUUCUGCACCAUGUUACUUCAUUGUUUUAUAAAUAUGUGGUGACAGAUUUCGUUUUGGGGUUAUCUACAGAUCUUUGGAGGUCAGUAAGCAUUGUUUAGUGAGCAUUUCUGAAAAUGAAGCAGAAAAGUUAACCAUUUCACAAAGUUUCUUUUCAGGAUAUUUUUUUCCUGUCAAGUUUUCAAAAUGGUUAAUUUUUUUAAACUGUUAUCUUAUUAGUGAAUUGACAUAGCAUGGCAUGUUUGUGCGUGUGUGAAAUGUUGAAAUCACCUCCACACAAGUCACAUUAAUACCAGUUAUUUUGAGGGGCUUAAAGCAUAGCGAUUUUCUUUCUCUCCCCCUUCCCCAGCUUCCUUCCCUGACAGGCAUGUAUUUUUUAAAAAUGGCUCUGGUUUGUUUGUUUUUUUUUUUUUAAUGAAUGGCUACAUAGUGAUGACAAAGAUGAAAUCUGUAAACAUAAUUACUUAAUAUUCUUAGUAUAUAAUCAUUAUUAAUUGAUAGGAACAAUGCUGUCUCAGUGUUUAUUUUUAAAUUGAUGCCUCCAAAAUAAAAAGUAAACACUAAUGCUACAGUAUUAAUCUUUCACAGAUCCAGUUAAUUGGUUGAUAUAAAUAUUGCACAGAGGAAAGUGUCUGUAUGCAAUUCCUUGCAAGUGAUAAAAAUGCAAGAAAGAAAUUAAUUUUUCACUAUGGUUAACAGUAGAUAUGAAGCCUGCUUAUGCCGUAGUAUUAUAUUUCACAGGAAUUGUAUUAUCGUCUAAGCUUUGCUUUUUCAACAGUUGAUUUGUGUGUGUGUGAAAAACUCUUAUUGCGGAUAUCUUUCUAUUAAAGUGGCUCUAUGGGAAAUGGAAUUUAUGAGUGGAGACAGUUUUAUACUCUUAAGGGAUGGUGUUACAGGCUAACUGAACUCUGUGAUCAAGACUAACAAACGAGCUGUUAUUUUUUUCUUUGCAUUAUUCUAUCACAUGUAAAUGCAUUGCAAGAUGUUGAAAUAUUACAAGGCCAUGCCAAGAUGUAUAUAUCUGAUGACAAAUUCACACAAAACAUGGAAUAGACAAUGACUGUAUUUAUAGUUAAUAUACAUGCUUAUGUAAAAAUAGAUUGUAAUAAAAUACUGUUUGUAUCUUGUAUCUGUCUUGUGUUUUCAUUUAUAAUACAAGCGUUUGUGUGAAAUGACAUUUACACUGUAUAGCGGUUGUAUAAUUCUGUGUCAUGACUCACAUAACCAUUAAAAACCCUUUUAAUUAUUGUAUAAUCAUCAACGGCACACGCUGAAAACUAAUUUGACCACAGCGACACACAACCGUACAACCCCUAGAUAAUGUCUAUGAGCUUAGGCGGAAUACCACAGUGGAUCAUCAACUUCCAGAUGAGUUCCUGCCUACACUGUUAAUAAAAGGUAUUCUCAAAAUCAACAAAAGUUAUCUAAAGGAAGCACUGCCAUUCGAUAGACUGCUCAAUGAUGAUACUGAGGGUGGAAAUGUACGUGGUCAGUGCAUUACCUAUCCUGGCGAAACCGCGUGCUUGUUCCGGCUCAGUCUCUUGUCUAAUGCCUCAUUUAAUCUAUCUAGUAUUACCCUUGAUCAGGGCUAGGAAUGGUUAGCAGCAUGAUCGCCAGCCAAUUGAUUAACUGGGAGAUGUGUCCUUUCUUUGGUAAUUUGACCAGGUGACCUGUACAAGACAUGUACAUGUUCUUAGAUCUCGUGCAGAUAGAGGCUGUAAAAUCGUUACUUUGUUUCUGGGUCUGCUUUUAGUGUUUCUGGGAGUAUGCCAUCUUGUCCUGCUGCUUUGCAGCUUUCAUGCUUUUGAUAUCCUUGAUUUUUUUUUUUUUUUUUUUGGGGGGGGGGGGAGCUGGCGUUGACGUGGAGUUGUUCAUUUGCUGGUGGCAUGUCACGUAAAGAUGGUGGAUGAGGUCGGUUCAGAAUCGCUUCGAAGUACUCCAUCCAGGGGUCUCUUUGUUGAAAUACACGUCCUUAUGGUCUUGCCGUCUAUGUCUUUCACCGGCUUGUUAGGUUAAUGUUCCUGCCUGACAGAGUUUAUGUUAUGUACUGAGAAUUGUGAUAGUUUUUCAAAGAAUCACACGCAUCCAUUAUAUAUUAAUGUACUUCCACGAUUCGAAUCAUUGAAUAGUCCUUAAGUUGUUUCUCGCCCCAACACGUGAGUACAAAAAUGAAGAUAUUGAUUUGGAACAGGAAAGCGGGGAUAGGGUGAAACCCAUCUCUACUGAACAGUAUAUAGCGAUCAGCUUUCAAUUCAAAGAGAACCCAAGCUUUAGCCAGGCUGAAUCCACGUACCAUGUGCACAGACUUUUACACUCUCUCUAUGCUAGUCUGUGGGACUGACGUUAUAUCAGUGCAGUUCUUAUUUAGUCACAUUUUCAAAUAUCCGCACAGAGUGGCUUGAGACUGCGAUGGCAGCAGAUUUGAACUAUUGAUCGACAGCAAGAAUCAGACAUUGGGUGGCAGACAUUGUUUUCGUUUCGCAAAAUGGAUGUUACUCAUGGUCUUAUAUCAAGACUAGUAAAAAGCAAGUCGACUGAGCGUGUUCUCGCUCCGAUUGCCUCUCAGGUAUCCUUGCUUAUGAUACUGAGUGAUGUGGGUAUUCAAGAAGAGAGCGAGAACGAAGUACCAUCUCUUAGUAUGAGCUUGUGUCUGGAAAAACUGAUUCGAGCCAUCAAUGGAUUUAUGGCUGUUGGCGAGGACCAGAUUCGUGGUUCUUCUGAUAUGGUUUUCAAGAACAAAAUGAGUGGGGCAUGUGAAACACUGGAGCUAGCCAAGAGCCAGCUGUUUGUGGCUGGUCAACAGGUUAGUUCCAUGCCAAGCAGCUCUAGUGCUCAUUCUGUGCUAGUCAGGACAGCAAAGGAUCUACUGCAGGCUGUUCUUAGGGUUCUAUUAGUUGCUGAUGAUGUAGAAGUCAGAAGAAAUGUCAAGGCUAUAGGAGUUGUGGAGGAAAAACUCAAGAAAGUUAGCAAUGUCAGACGUGCUCAAGAUCUGGUCCCUGCUUUUAAGGAGUUAGCUGAAGCAAUACUAUACAUGACCAUGUUGGUAAGUCGACGCCAAAAAGACCUGGUGAGCAGGGCUCAGGGUGAACAGCUAGUUGUGGGAAUGAGCAUGUUGCGUAAAGGAGUCUCUAGCCUUGGCAUGGCUGUUCAGACCUUCCUAAAGUAUCCACAUAAUCCACAAGCUUUGGCAAGUAAAGAUCAAGUUAUUACUCAGACAUUGACCACACUGGCUGAUAUGCGAGAAGUUCUGGAAAGUGGUCCUCCUUCUGACAUGGACAGUGAGGAAACUGGACAUUUUGUGGAACAUAUUGACAAGGUUCUGGAUGGACUUUCAGAGGCCAAUCGAUUUGACCUAAACCCUGAUACAGAGGUGUGGGUCGCAUCAAUUGUACGUCAUGCAAUGGGGGUUGCAUUGCUUUGUCAGGGCACGUAUCACCACCUCAUUACUCACACAUGUCAACGGAUACUGCAAUCCAAGUUUCGCCUGUUUGAGCUGAAAGAAGCAAUGAAACAUGAUCCUAAUUUAGGGGAAAUCAGGUUUGACUACGAAAAUGUGUGUGAGAUGCUCCUGGAUGAGUUCUGCGAGGUGGAGAAGCAUGUCAACAUGGCUCUUCUUAACUUGAUAGUUGAUACUUGCUGCUUCACCUCUCAGCCUUUUGAACUUCUGGCCAAAGCGGCACUUCACCCACAACAGGAUGAGACUGCUAAUCUUCCAGAAUCUUCCCUGGCAAGGGACUUUAGCUUCCACAGUGAGAAAGUGUGCCAAGUAGCUACCAUGGCUGCAGCUAGUUCCAUGGACCCCAAAAAAGUUCGAGCUGUCAAAAUAGCUGUUUCUCGACUUGAGCAACUUGAUCCAGAAGUGAUCCCAGCUGUGAUGGCUGUGGCACAAUGCUCAACUGAUGUGGUAGCAGUGCAACAGCUGAAAAGGCUAGUACAGGAGUGGGGACAAGAGAUGGAGCUUCUAGUGCAGACCCUUGAUUCCAUGACUGACCCUGCUAUCUUCAUUAACGUCACAGAACAACGAAUUCGGCAAAGCAUCAACGUGAUUCGAGGGUGUUUGUCAGAGAGAGACAUUCCUGGCUUGAAAUACAGCUUGCGUAAGCUGCUUGCCCAUGCACGUCAUAUGAUUCAGGUGGCUACUCAAGUUGUGGACCAUCACUUUGAUCCUAUUUUUCGCAAUGGUUUGCUGGUGUUCAUACAGCGUAUGACACAAGCAAGAAGAGGCUUAAAGGAGGCGGGACAGGCCAUCUUGGAAGAUCUUACACAUCCUCGUUUGGCAGACACUCUGCAACGACGAAUGAACUUACUGGUAGAUACUACAUCUGACCUACGCCAGGGUCUUAAGGGAGACAAUCAUGUAGAUGUGCUCAACCCAGCCCGUGAAAAUGUUCGCAACAGACCUCACCAUGUCUCAAAGGUUGUUACUGGAAAGAAGAGAUCAGAGUCGGAUGUGCUUCCUGCAAGAAGCAAGGAACAUGCCAGUCAACCCAAACCACUCAAACCAGUCCAGGAGCCCAUGAUGAGCAAUGUGAACAAAGAAAGCAUGAUGUCAUCACAAGCAGCUAUUCCAGCAAUGUCUACAUCUUCCAUAGCUGCCCCAAGAACUUGUACAGCUUUACAUACAACUUCCACUGUUUUUCCUGCAGCUUCCACAGUUGUUCCUGCAACUUCCACUUCUGUUCCUACAGCUUCCAUAGUUGUUCCUGCAAAUUCCACUUCUGUUCCUGCAGCUUCCACAGUUGUUCCUGCAACUUCCACAGUUGUUCCUACAGCAUUCUCAGUUGUUCCUGCAACUUCCACAUUUGUCCCUACAGCAUUUACAUCCGUCACAAUGGCCAGCACCCCCACAUGCAUGGCUGCAGUGUUGAAUGGUGCGGUUGUGGCAAACCCUGACAAUAUAUAUUACACCAGUCAACCAACAUUACAGAAAACAGGCAACAAAGUAAAAGAUAUGGAUGCACAGUUGACUGUUUCAUCAUCAACAAAUGUCCUUACCAAGCAGCAGAAAGGGGAGGUGAGCAGACUUGUGCAGGUGUGUGGAAACGGUCUGGUGUCAGCAGCAGUUGCAGGUGAUGCAACAGCUUUAGCAGAAAGGAAUGGUGACAUGCUUGGAUGGACAGCUCAUUUGGUGGAGACUGCACUUUGUUUGUUAGACCAUUGUCAUCAUGUCAGUUGGCAAAGGGAAAUGCAAGAGCUGACUGUGACUCUGGACAGACUAGCUCCACAAGUGAUAGAAAUGGCCAGAUUUGUGCUGGCUGGAGACAUGGGGCAGUCUGAUGCUUUGAAGGAGCUAGUAGACAGCUGGAUGGAUGUAUGUAAUAGGUUACGGAUCGUAAUUGAUGUGGCGACAGGGGACUGGCUUGUGCUGAUGGAGCAGGUCAUACAGACUGUCUCAGCCAAAGAUCCCACCAGCCUUAAGCAUCUGCUUGGUCAAGUGGACAGCAACUUUCGUGAAAUGAAGCAGCUUUUAAGAAAAGCACAAAAGUUAGAGGGCUGCCAUGUGCCAGCUGGCGCACAGAUUAUCCAGUUUUUAAGCAACACUCAGUCUGAGCUAGAGAAUGUGACAGCCACUCUGAAGACCGCUGCAGACUGCAUGGCAACCUCCUCCACAUCAGCUGGUGACAAAAAUGCAAUCAUGAGGACUCAGUUAGUGCAGUGGGGCAGAGAGUGGUGUACCUUGAUGACCUGUGUUGUGGCUGAGUUUGACUACAUGGCUGACAUACUCAUUCAUACUGGCCAGUCCAUUCUGGGUAUCCCAGCCACUGUGGGCAUCAGCAGUCCAGUUUCUAGUUCCAGUCGUAUUUUCAGCAGCUGUGACAAUAAAGUUGCAGCAUUGAUUGAGACAGAGACCAUUCGCUUGAAGGACAUGCUAACAUGUCUUUCCAGCAGUGAUUCAGGUACAAGAAAACGCUGUGAAGAGCUGAAGGAGUCAUUAAGUGAGAUCAUGAAGGAGGUGACGGAGAUUGUGCAAAACCCUAUAGAUUCCAUCCUUCCCCAGGCACAGCUGUUUGCUCGACUAGAUGCAGGCAUGGCUCGAAGCCACUGGACAGAAAAAGCACUUGAAACUGAACAGCUAAUCCGCCGGUACUGCCUCAAGUUCUCUGCCCCUGUCAACAACCUCCUCAUUUUGGCCACAGCCACUUCCACUUCAGGUACUCACAAAGAGGCAGUUCAGACUGAAGCAUCCGCUUUGGCGGACAAGCUAAAGAAUGCCACACAGAAAGUUUUGCAGGCUAUUCAGCUGUCUUCUGAACUUCCCCAACGAGCCACUGUGCGACGCUGCCUUGAUGAUUUAAACAUUUUGCUUGCCAUGAUCACAGAGUCUGCAGCAUUGUGUGCUUCAGAAGCUGGUUCCAGGCCGAAAUCUAAAGAAACUGAGCUGUACAAAGCUGGGUUCAGUGGGGAGCCAAGGUAUACCAUCUCAUCAGUGUUCUUCGCAGCAUGAGUGAUAUUAAACCAGGGCUUGUUGAAGGGCUUGAGCGUCAGUUUAGUGCUCAAUCAUACCCACAGCCACUGCGGCCAGCUCAGCUGAUGCCUCCCAAUCACAAAGUUGAUCACACAACAGCCCAGCCUCAGGAGGAGCAAGGAGUGAUAGAACCCAUGGUGAUGCAGAC